AUGGAAUCGUUUUUAGAUACAAAACAAAGUAAUGUAUCUUUGAUUGGCGGAGGAUCGUUAACCUGUCACUCUUGUAAACAUGUAUGCAGUGAUGUUUGGAAUCUACUAAAACAUGUAUUUAUUGCCCAUGGCCUUCGUAUUUGUGAGGAAGAGAUGCCGUGUAUGUCUCGGAUGGGACUACCAAAAUCGACAGUAAUUACUUCAUCGUUAUCUUCAUCAUCAUCAUCAUCAUUAUUAACACCGAAAACAUCAAUGCAUCCACCGUCUCUCACAUUUGCAUCACCCUUCAACGCUUCCACUACAAAAAGCAAACUAAACGGUAAAGGUGGCUUCAGUUUGAAUGCAUUUUGCUCUGAACGGUUAAAAGAGAUCGCUGAAAAAGCAGGAGAACCGUUGACUGAUUUACGUCAUGUAGUAAGCCCAACCGUGAUAUCGUCUAGAACUAAUGAACACCUAAAAACUAGCACCAUUAAAAGAACACAACAAUCAGAGAAUACCGAUGAUGAGCAUUCAAGUAAUGGCAUCGCAUCAACGACUGCUUCAACUGCACCAUUUCUUCCCGGUUCAGCUCUCAAUAAUGUUUCCAGUUCACUUACUGCUGCCACAUUAGCUGCAGUUGCUUUACAACAACAACAACAACAACAACAACAACAACAACAACAACAACAACAACAACAACAACAUCCAUCCUUGCAGAAUUUAUGGAUGCAACCAAAUAUACCCAAUAUGCUGGCCCUAAUGCAGGAAUAUUAUGCACAAUUCUCAUUGAAUAAUGCUGCAUCUUAUUUGCUUGGUGCUGGUAGUCCGUCAGUUACUCCCGCAAACAGCAAUGGGAGUGCUUUUAAUGCGAUCACCAAAAUCACAAGUAGUCCUGAAGAACCGUCACCUGUGGCACCAAAUUCGGCAGCACAAUCACUUGGAUUAGCUGGUUUUGGUAGGGCCGAUACCGCAACGCAAGAUCAACUUUCUAGUCCAGCUGUAAAGCAAGGGCCUUGGAAUGGUUUAGGGACAUUUGGGUGCAAAAGACAACGGUUGUUCAAUAAUGGUUCGGAAACGUUGUCACCAUCUGGAGCUCCGUUGCAUAGUAAAAUGUCAAGGAUGGAUGAUGAGAGCAAUGAGGAUACAAAGUCGACUCUGUUAAAUGUUGUGGACAGCGAUGAUUUAGCAUUCGCUGAGCCAGCAGCACGUCGUGAUACAAAUGCUAAAAAGGAUCGCUGCACAUUUUGUUGCAAAGUUUUCACGAAUCGUUCCAAUCUGAUUGUCCAUUUGCGAAGUCAUACUGGAGAAAAGCCAUACAAAUGUCGUCUGUGUUCGUAUGCUUGCGCACAAAGUAGUAAAUUAACUCGGCAUAUGCGAACUCAUGGCCAACAAGGAAAGGAAACUUAUCAUUGCAACAUUUGUCAAAUGCCAUUUUCGGUACAUUCAACACUCGAGAAACAUAUGCGGAAAUGUGUUGUUGCAAAUAAUCAUAAUCGUGAAAACAAUCAACAAUUUUCUCCCACUGAAGCAACAAGCACAAUAGACAGUCCGAACAAAGUAACGGCUGCAGCAGCAUCAACACUUGCUGAUGCAACAUCACUCCUUGCAUUUUCCAGUGUGUCUUUAAAUGGUUCGCAGUUACCAACAAAUAUCACUCAGAGCAAUAAAAUCGUCCUUAACUGGUUACAGGCAAUGAAUGUUAAUCGAAAUCCAACUCCAACACCAACAAGUGGUGCUGGUAUUGGUCCUGGUGAUGGACAUCGUAUUAGUAAUAAUGGCAUAGUGCUUCCUACAGGGAAGGAAGACAACAGGGGUAUAGGUGGUGCUGCUGGAGGUGUUGAGGAUGAAGAAAUGAUAGUUGAAGAAUGUGAAUCAUUUUCUGAUAUGCAAAAAACUCUUCUGAAACAGGAGACUGCCGCAUUGUCAUCAUGA
Messenger RNA from Brugia pahangi, 1911 nucleotides. The record is from the annotation of a GenBank genome assembly. NCBI's taxonomy places the organism in Eukaryota, Metazoa, Nematoda, Chromadorea, Rhabditida, Onchocercidae.